This is a messenger RNA of Priceomyces carsonii, 783 nucleotides long. RefSeq names its product phosphoadenylyl-sulfate reductase (thioredoxin) (gene MET16). Gene Ontology annotation, cellular component: cytoplasm. Bases 1 to 783 code for a protein of 260 amino acids. The transcript has a single exon. Gene Ontology annotation, molecular function: phosphoadenylyl-sulfate reductase (thioredoxin) activity. The record is from RefSeq and is a predicted model, not a curated record. Lineage: Eukaryota; Fungi; Ascomycota; Pichiomycetes; Serinales; Debaryomycetaceae.
AUGACGGCUGAUAACAAAGUAAAGCUAACUCCAGAGCAUUUAGAACACUUGAAUAAGAAGUUGCAAGAUUUAUCACCACAAGAAAUUUUACGAUGGGCAGUCAUCACAUUUCCUAACUUGUUCCAGACAACUGCCUUUGGGCUUACAGGUUUAGUUACAAUAGAUAUGCUUUCAAAGCUAGAACAGAAUAAACAGCAUCCAGUAGAUUUGAUUUUCAUUGAUACGUUGUACCAUUUUCCCCAGACAUAUGAUUUAGUUGCAAAUGUUGAGAAGAAAUAUAAUGUGAAAAUUCACACUUUCAAGCCUCAUGAAGUUCAAAAUGAGAAAGAAUUCAUUGAGAAAUACGGUGAUCUAUUAUGGGAAACAAAUGAUAGAUAUUAUGAUUUCCUUGUAAAAGUAGAGCCAUCACAGAGAGCAUACAAGGAGUUGGAUGUUGCGGCUGUCCUCACAGGAAGAAGAAAGACACAAGGUGGUGCUCGUAGUAAUUUACCUGUCUUAGAAUUUGAGGAAUCUAGUGGAGUGAUAAAAAUUAACCCUUUGCAUAACUGGAAUUUCUUUGAAGUCAAGAAAUAUAUCGAUGAAAAUAAUGUUCCUUAUAAUGAGCUUUUGGAUUUAGGUUACAAAUCGAUAGGGGACUGGCACUCAACUGUUCCGGUUGCUGAUGGGGAAGAUGAGAGAAGUGGAAGAUGGAAAGGAAAGGCUAAAACUGAGUGUGGAAUACACGAAACAAGCAAGUUUGCUCAAUAUUUGAGAGAUCAGUCUCUGGUUAAAAUAGAUGUCUAA